This is a messenger RNA of Nelumbo nucifera (sacred lotus), 1515 nucleotides long. NCBI's taxonomy places the organism in Eukaryota, Viridiplantae, Streptophyta, Magnoliopsida, Proteales, Nelumbonaceae. The record is from RefSeq and is a predicted model, not a curated record.
UGCACUUCCUUCUUUUAGACACUGCUGUCACUAUCCUACGCCACAUAUGCGCAGAUUAAGGCUUCAGCAUAUUCAAUUACCAUGCUCCGCAGGCCCAAGCUACUGGGUAUUGACCUCCACUCUCUCUCUCUCUCGUCACUCCCCUUACUAAAACUAAAACCCAAUACGAAAUAUAUAUGAAAAGUUUCAGAGUUCUGGCACUCAUCACUCUUGCCCUUCCCCUGCCACUGCUAACGUACGCCAAUCCCCAGAAAUUUUGAUAGCAGACUGGGGGAAGGAAGAAAUCAAAGUAGAAGAGAAGAAAGAAGUGGAACAAGUUUUUUUCUUUCUUCCGACUUCCGAGUAAAAAAUAGAAAGAAAGAAAGAAAAAUCUACACCAAGUGCAAAAAGGAAGGAAAAACCGACAUCCCCUCGUUGAUUCUCUCUCAAUCUCAAUUCUCAAAUGGGGUUCUAUGUUCCCUUCUUUCUGUUCUUGCUAACCUGCGCCUACCUCCCACCAUGUUCAUCAGAUCCAUACGACGAAGCCUGCCUCACAAACCUAAAACAAUCCCUCGUAGACCCAACAAACAGCCUUAAGAACUGGACCAAAGCCACCUUCGCUAACCCUUGUAGCGGCUUCAACUCAUACCUUCAAGGCGCAACCUGUAACAACGGUCGCAUCUACAAGCUCUCCCUCACCAACCUCUCUCUCAGGGGCUCCAUCUCCCCCUUCCUCUCCAACUGCACCAACCUUCAGGCUCUCGACCUCUCCUCCAACUUCCUCACCGGACCCAUCCCUCCCGAUCUCCAAUUGCUCCUCAACCUCGCCGUCCUCAAUCUCUCCUCCAACCGCCUCUCCGGCGAAAUACCCCCUCAGCUCGCUAUGUGCGCCUACCUCAACGUUAUAGAUCUCCAUGACAAUCAGCUCACCGGACCGAUUCCCCAGCAAUUGGGUUCGUUGGUAAGGUUAUCGGCUUUUGAUGUUUCUAAUAAUCGGCUUUCGGGGCCUAUCCCUCCUUCGCUGGGGAACCGAACUGGGAAUCUCCCCAAGUUCAAUGCCAGUUCAUUUGAAGGAAACAAGGACGUUUAUGGCUACCCAUUGCCGCCGUUGAAGACAAAAGGGUUGUCCGUGAUGGCGAUCGUCGGAAUCGGUUUGGGGAGUGGGUUCUUGAGCUUGGUGCUUAGUUUUACUGCUGUCUGUAUUUGGUUGAGGGUUACAGAGCAGGGGAUGGCCGGUGAAGAGGGGAAGAUCAGUCAGCUAAUGCCUGAUUAUUGAAAURCAUUAGUUGAAAGAUGCAUAAGAGAAAUUUCAGGUAUGAUUGAAUGAACCCAUUGUCGGUUGAGUUUGGUAACUAGAAAGACWGAGGAUGUGAGUUCUUCUUUUUCUGGGUUUUUGACUUUUUAUUGUUGGGAUUUCACUGAUCUUUGGAGCCUUUUUUUUCCCUCUCUUUAACCAUUUGUAUUUUUCUUGAUUUUAUUUUACUCAAAAUGUAAACUAAUUCAAAUAUGGAUUGCUAAAGCGAAUACGUUCACCAA